Molecule: messenger RNA, 635 nt
Organism: Nycticebus coucang (slow loris)
Lineage: Eukaryota; Metazoa; Chordata; Mammalia; Primates; Lorisidae
Product: keratin-associated protein 10-3-like
Exons: 1
Coding region: 21-635 (204 amino acids)
Cellular component (GO): keratin filament
Source: RefSeq, a predicted model, not a curated record
UACUCCAGCUCAGCCCCAGCAUGGCCAUGUCCUCCAUGUCCAUCUGCUCCAGCACUUGCACUGAGCCCUGGCAGGUGGACGACUGCCCAGAGAGCUGCUGUGAGCCCUCCUGCUGUGCCCCCAGCUGCUGUGCCCCAACCCCCUGCCUGACCUUGGUCUGCAGCCCAGUGAGCUGUGUGUCCAGCCCCUGCCAACCAGUCUGCACCAGCUCCUGCACACCCUCCUGCUGCCAGCAGUCUAGCUGCCAGCCGGCUUGCUGCACCCUGUCCCCCUGCCAGGACUGCUGUGUGCCCGUGAGCUGCAAGCCCGUCUGCUGUGUGCCCGUCUGCAUUAGAGCUGCCCCCUGCUCCACCUCCUCAUGCUGCCAGCCCAGCCCCUGCCCCUCCUCCUGCUGUAGACCCUCCUCCUGCCGUAGACCCUCCUCCUGCUGUAGACCCUCCUCCUGCUACAGACCCUCCUCCUGCUGUAGACCCUCCUCCUGCUGCAGACCCUCCUCCUGUGUGUCCCUCCUCUGCCGCCCUGUGUGCAGACCUGCCUGCUGUGUCCCCACCUCCUCCUGCCAGCCCAGCUGCCCCCACCCAGCCUCCUGUGUGUCCCUCCUCUGCCGUCCCACCUGCCCCCGCCCAGCCUGCUGA